Messenger RNA from Andrographis paniculata, 2199 nucleotides. RefSeq names its product transcription termination factor MTERF4, chloroplastic. The record is from RefSeq and is a predicted model, not a curated record. The transcript has 3 exons. Gene Ontology annotation, molecular function: double-stranded DNA binding. The coding region runs from base 211 to 1686 and encodes 491 amino acids. Lineage: Eukaryota; Viridiplantae; Streptophyta; Magnoliopsida; Lamiales; Acanthaceae. Gene Ontology annotation, biological process: regulation of DNA-templated transcription.
UCCAUUCGGAUUGUAUAUUCGGGUUGGACCAACCAUUAUAGGGUCCGGGUUGCCAAUACCGUCAAAGCCCGUUUAGCUGUCGGAACCCUCGGCAGCCAUGGCUGGAACUGGAAAUUAGAGUUGGGGUUGUUUCUGCGCUUCCAGCAGCUGGUAACUAAUCUGUUCCGUCGCCAAUCCAAGCCCCUCCCUGCAGUCACGUUUCACCCGAAAAUGGCUGCGGUUUUGCGGAAAACCCAACGAUUAAGAUGGGUGUUCAGCAAACCGCCGAAUCCCCCAACUUUUUCGCACUUCAAUAAACCCGAGAAAAACCCUAGAAUCCCCUUUUCGACGAAAGCCUCAAAUUUCCCAGAGUACGAAAUGCCCACGGUGACUUGGGGCGUGACUCAAGGCCGCAAGGAGAAGCUCGUGUCGAGGGUAAUCAUCUCCGACUACUUGAAAUCGAUAGGCAUAGUCCCCGACGAGUUGGAAGGUCUGGAGCUGCCGUCCACCGUCGAAGUGAUGCGUGAGCGCGUCGAGUUUCUGCAGAAAAUAGGCCUCACCAUAGAUGACAUCAAUGAGUAUCCUCUGAUGCUCGGCUGCAGCGUGCGGAAGAACACAAUCCCCGUGUUAGGUUACUUGGAAAAAAUCGGGAUUCCGAGGGCGAGGAUGGGUGAAUUCGUGAAGAACUAUCCUCAGUGUCUCCACGCUAGCGUCGUCGUUGAGCUCGCCCCGGUCGUGCGGCACCUCCGGGGGCUCGAUGUCGAGAAGCAAGAUAUAGGUUAUGUAUUGAUGAAGUAUCCUGAAUUGUUAGGGUUUAAGCUCGAAGGGACGAUGAGCACGUCGAUAGCCUAUUUGGUUAGCAUUGGAGUUAAUCCGAGGGAUAUCGGCCCUAUGGUGACUCAGUAUCCAUAUAUCUUAGGGUUUCGAGUCGGGACUGUGAUCAAGCCAUUGGUGGACUAUUUGGUAUCUUUAGGAUUGCCGAAGAAGAUUUUAGCUAGAAUGUUAGAGAAGCGUGCGUAUAUCCUCGGCUAUAAUCUUGAGGAGACGGUGAGACCGAAUGUGGAUUGUUUGAUGAGUUUUGGGGUGAGGAAGGAAGAGCUUCCGUCUGUUAUCGCUCAAUAUCCGCAGAUUCUUGGAUUGCCGUUGAAGGCUAAAUUGUCGUCGCAGCAAUACUUCUUCAACUUGAAGCUCAAGAUCGAUCCUGAUGGAUUUGCGCGUGUUGUUGAGAGGAUGCCGCAGGUUGUUAGCCUCAACCAGAAUGUGAUUUUGAAGCCGGUUGAUUUCCUGCUCGGGCGGGGGAUUUCGUGUGAUGAUGUGGGGAAGAUGAUCGUUAAGUGCCCACAAUUGAUUGCGCUUCAAGUCGGGCUAAUGAAGAACAGUUACUAUUAUUUCAAGAGUGAAAUGGGCAGGCCGGUGAAGGAGCUGGUUGAGUUCCCGGAAUAUUUUACGUACAGUUUGGAGUCACGGAUUAAGCCGAGGUACCAGAGAUUACAGAGCAAGGGGAUUAGGUGUUCUCUGGCCUGGUUCUUGAAUUGUAGUGAUCAGAGGUUCGAAGAAAGGCUUAAAGGCCAAUAUAUAGAGGCGGAAACCUCUGGCCCCUCGUUUCGUAUGGGUGGGAAGCUGGAGCUUCCGGGGGGCGAUGUUGUGUCGGAAGAGGAAGAUGAGAGUGACGAUGAAAUACUUUAUCGGCGCACUGUUUCUCUAUAGUGUGCUAGUUUUUGAUCUUCCAAUGGCAUUGAUAUUUAUCGGACUAUGGAGGCGAAUUCUACAUUUAGUGUAAUGAAUUGAACUAUUUGCAUCUCUGUUCUCUAACCGUGUCGAACUGCAGCUGUCGAGGGAGAUUGCUCGACUGCUUGUAUUGACUUCACAAUUGAAGGUACUGCCGAAGUUAAUAGACUCGAUUUCUUGUUAAUAUAUCUGCUGGUUUUUGAAGCUUUUUGAAUAAAUUAUGCUUGUAGAUUUUAGUUUUGGUCGUGAAGAUUAUUAAACAUUCGAUUGUUUCGGCUUAGAAGUUCUAAACUCGGCUUGAACAUAGGAGUCCGUAUUUGAAUAGGCUACGGUUGUUAUAACCGUGAACGCCUGACAAAAACUAUGAAAAUUUGUUCGAUGUAAAUCUUUUUCCCCUUUCGCUUUAGUAAGUAGUUUGGAAUUGAAAGUUAGCAUCUCGGAAAUUUUGGAUUUACAUUGGAAGGAGAUUUUUCGGCUGAUCUUUUCUUCCGG